Messenger RNA from Naegleria gruberi, 849 nucleotides. RefSeq lists its product as uncharacterized. The record is from RefSeq and is a predicted model, not a curated record. NCBI's taxonomy places the organism in Eukaryota, Heterolobosea, Eutetramitea, Acrasida, Naegleriidae. Bases 1 to 849 code for a protein of 282 amino acids. The transcript has a single exon.
AUGGUAGUAGGAAAGGAAUUAUCAUCAACUGCUUCAUAUUCGGAACAACCUUCUGCUUACAUAAUUCCUGAAUUGAAUACUCAAUUUUGUCUUGCCUGCACAACAAGUGAAUCAAUGGCUUUCCAGGAGAAUAUAGAAAGUAACAAUGAUACAAGGGAUACCCAAUUAUUAUUCGUCUCGGUUGGGAAUGAAGACGCUAGUAAGGUUGAAAUAUCCUUACAAGCCAUUCCUAAAUUAGGAAAAAAAAUUGUAUUGGUUUUAUCUUCAAUGAAUGUAGUGACGUUUAAUAUCAAGAUUGAGGAAUCAUUUCCAUUAGAAAGAGUUAUUUGUCACUCACCCAUUCAGAGCAGUGUAGUAUUUUCACCAUUCUAUGAACAUCAAACAGUUAAAAACAUUCCAGUUGAUUAUUAUUGUGUGAAGGGUUCGAAUUGUAGUUACAAAAUUUUGGUAACUACCUCAACUGUGAGUUGGUAUGGAGGUGGACAGGUAUUCACUGAACUCAUGUCAAAUCAUUUGAAUUUAGAAUGGAGAGCUUUUGCAUCAUGUGGUAGGGCAACAAGGAUUGCUGUUCAACCCAUUGGAUGGCCAUGUGCAGCCCUAUCAGAUGAGCUCAUUAUUUAUAUUACCCUCACGCUCUUCCUGUUCAGUGUAUCAUUCAUUAGCUGUAUUGUUCUGGUUUUAUUGAGAUGGUACUGCAUUAGAGUUAGAGCAAGAGAGGAAUAUUUAUUGCAACAGGCAAAUAUGGAUUUUGUAAGUGAAGAAGAUUUAAAAUCAGAUUCCAAGGUUGUGCAAUUAAAGACCACAACUAUUAUCACAACAACCAAUACAGCACCAAUCAUACAAGUGUGA